CCCGGGAUUUGCUGCCCGCCGGUGGCUUCUGCCGAGCCCUCGCGUCCCGCCUGGGCUCGGCGCCGGGGCCUGGGGCGGACAGCGGAGGCUGCGCUCUGCCACUGACCCAAAGUGGACGCGGCCAUGGCCACCGCGCUCGUAUACCACGAGGACAUGACCGCGGCCCGGCUGCUCUGGGACGACCCGGAGUGUGAGCUCGAGCGCCCCGAGCGCCUGGCCGCCGUCCUGAGCCUCCUGCAGCUGCGGGGCCUGGAGCAGCGCUGCCUGCGCCUGUCAGCGUGCGAGGCGUCCGAGGCCGAGCUGGGUCUGGUGCACAGCCCUGAAUAUGUGGCCCUGGUGCGGGAGACCCAGACCCUGAACGAGGAUGAACUCCGGGCACUGUCUAAACAGUAUGAUGCUGUCUACUUCCACCCGAGCACCUUCCACUGUGCCCGCCUGGCUGUGGGGGCUGCACUGCAGCUGGUGGAUGCUGUGCUGGCCGGAGCUGCGCCCAAUGGGCUUGCCCUGGUGAGGCCUCCAGGACACCACAGCCACAGGGCAGCUGCCAAUGGGUUCUGCGUGUUCAACAAUGUGGCAAUAGCGGCCAAACAUGCCAAGCAGAAACAUGGGCUGCACAGGAUCCUCAUUGUCGACUGGGAUGUCCACCAUGGCCAGGGCAUCCAGUAUAUCUUUGAAGAUGACCCCAGCGUCCUUUAUUUCUCUUGGCACCGCUAUGAAUACGGGCGCUUUUGGCCCUUCCUGCGAGAGUCAGAUGCAGAUGCAGUUGGGCAGGGACAGGGCCGAGGCUUCACAGUCAACCUGCCCUGGAACCAGGUGGGGAUGGGAAAUGCUGACUACCUGGCUGCCUUCCUGCACGUACUGCUCCCGCUGGCCUUUGAGUUUAACCCAGAGUUGGUGCUGGUCUCAGCAGGAUUCGACUCAGCCAUUGGGGACCCUGAGGGGCAGAUGCAGGCAACCCCCGAGUGCUUUGCUCACCUCACACAGUUGCUGCAAGUGCUGGCUGGAGGCCGGGUUUGUGCCGUGCUGGAGGGUGGAUACCAUCUGGACUCCUUGUCCGAGUCUGUGUGCAUGACAGUACAGGCGCUGCUGGGGGACCCUGGCCCUGUGCUGCAGGGGUCCAUGGAACCCUGUCAGAGUGCCCUGGAGUCCAUACAGAGCGUCCGGGCUGCCCAGGCCCCUCACUGGACAAGCCUCCAUCAAGACAGUGCCGCCGUGCCGAGUCCUAGCACCUGCUCCACUGAGGGGAGGCCGCUCGCUCUGCUUCCUGGGGGCCCCACCGGUGAGGCAGCAGCCCUGGGCCUGCUGGGUUUCCACCCCACACCUGCAUCUCCCGUCCACAUGGCUGUUGCUCUGACUGGGCCAAGUGCCACCCUGGCCCUGUCCCCUGAAGUGCUGCUUCAGGAGGAGGUGUCAGUGGGCAGGCAGGAGACAGAAGCCUGGGCCAGGCAACACGAGUCCCUGGCCCAAGACAAGGCCCUUUCUGCGCUUGGGAAGUUCCUGUUCCUCGUAGAUGGGAUCCUGAAUGGGAAGGUGACCUGUGGCAUUGCAGCCAUCCCAGCCUGUGCUAAAGCAGCUACCUUGGAUGUGGCCAUUCGGCAAAGUCUGUCCCGUGGAGCUCAGAGGCUGCUCUGUUUGGUCCUGGGAGAGCUGGAUUGGCCCCUGGACAUUGCUGAUGAUGGGAGAAUUCUGUGGCUGAAUCUUGGAGGCAAGGAGACAGCUGUCCAGUCUGCGUUCCACAUCUCCACACCAUUGCCAGGGACAACAGGAGGAUUCCUGAACUACAUCUUGGGUCUGGUACUGCCUUUAGCCUAUAGCUUCCAGCCUGAGCUGGUGCUGGUGACAGUGGGGCCUGCCCAGGGGCUACAGGACCCCCAUGUUGCUCUUCUGGCUGCAAUGCUUCGAAUUCCAGCAGCAGGCCGAGUCCUGGCUCUCCUGGAGGAGGAAUCUGCAUCCCAGCUUGUAACAACCCUGGCUCCGGUGUUGCAUGGAGAGGCACCUCCCAGCUUGGGCCCUUUCUUAAUGGCUUCUCCAGAGGACAUCCAGACCCUGAAAUGUCUAAGAGCACAGCUGGAACCUCGGUGGAAGUUGCUGCAGGUGGCUAGCAAGGCUCAGGGGGAGGCAGGGUCCUGCCAUAGAGUCCCAUUGGGAAAACCACCUAGUGGAACCAACUACACAGAUCAAGCCUGUUCCUAGCCCCUCCUCCAGGACUAUGCUGUCCUGUAACCUAAGACUGGCCAAGUGGAAAUGGUUGCUCGUGGGUCCUGCACAGUGGCUCCUCCUGCGCUCCCUCACGCCACAGCAGUAAAAUCAGUUGAAGCUGG
Dipodomys spectabilis (banner-tailed kangaroo rat) is the source of this 2321-nucleotide messenger RNA. RefSeq names its product histone deacetylase 10 (gene Hdac10). The transcript is spliced from 19 exons. The record is from RefSeq and is a predicted model, not a curated record. Gene Ontology annotation, biological process: chromatin organization. Bases 124 to 2193 code for a protein of 689 amino acids. Lineage: Eukaryota; Metazoa; Chordata; Mammalia; Rodentia; Heteromyidae. Gene Ontology annotation, cellular component: histone deacetylase complex. Gene Ontology annotation, molecular function: histone deacetylase activity.